GUUUGGCGCCAUUCUGUGUUGUUGGUUCCGGGACUCGGAGAAAUGGUUGGCAGCGGCGAUGCGGCAGCAGAAAUUGAGAAGCUCUAUGCAGCUGUUCCCCAGAUUCGCAAUGUCUUCUAUGUAAUGGGAAAAAUCGGAGAGGGUACAUUUAGUUCUGUUUAUUUGGCUAUUGCAAGACUUAAGUCAGGGGAGGAUAUGAAAUUUGCUUUGAAACAUCUAAUCCCUACAAGUCAUCCCACACGAAUAGCAGCGGAACUGCAAUGCCUUACAGUAGCUGGCGGAGAUGACAACGUUAUGGGCGUUAAAUACUGUUUUAGAAAAAAUGAUCACGUGGUUAUAGUUAUGCCUUAUUUGGAGCAUGAAUGUUUUGUGGAUAUAUUACAUUCUCUUAGCUUUCAAGAAGCAAAGGAGUACAUAUUUAACCUCUUUAAAGCACUUAAACGUAUCCACUACUAUGGGAUCCUUCACCGGGACGUUAAACCGAGCAACUUCUUGUACAACAGAAAACUGAAGCAGUAUGCCCUGGUAGAUUUUGGAUUGGCCCAAGGAACACCAGACACAAAGAUAGAACUUCUGAAAGUCCUUCACUCUAAAAAACAGGGGAGUUGCGUACAAAGUAAACUUCACACAAUUUCAGGAACUAUACCAGUACCUAGAGAAGUAGUUCUACCAACCUCAACAAAACAGUCUGUUAAAAGACAUUGGUCACUUUCCCAGAUAAAUCCUGGAAACAGUGCAAAGGAAGGAUUACUUGGUGGAUCUACACAGAGGUCUGUGUUUGGAGAGAAGAAUUUUAAUGUCCACAGUACUGCCUCCCUUGAAGUCACAAAUGCAAAAAGCACAAAGCAGCCCAAGACAUCAGAUGUUGCAUCCAGAAAACUGGCAGCUCGAAAAACUGUUCUUGCAAAAAACACAAGUACUGGGGUGGUCAGGAAAACUGCCAGCACUUGCCCAGCAAGCCUGACCUGUGACUGUUAUGCAAGAGAUCAAGUUUGCAGUAUUUGCCUUGCAAGAACCAGACAAGUUGCUCCAAGAGCUGGUACUCCUGGGUUUCGUGCUCCAGAGGUGCUAACUAAGUGUCCUAAUCAGACUACUUCUAUUGACAUGUGGUCUGCAGGCAUCAUAUUUCUCUCCCUUCUCAGUGGAAGAUAUCAUUUCUUCAAUGCUGGCGAUGAUAUGAAUGCUUUGGCACAAAUCAUGACGAUCCGUGGUUCACAAGAGACCAUUAAAGCUGCUAAGCAGUUUGAUAAGACCGUGCUUUGUAGCAAAGAACUUCCUGCAAAAGAUUUAAGAACAUUAUGUGAAGGACUAAGAAGAGUGUGCAUGGUGCCUGCAUUAGGUAGUGAAGCAGAACUUCAAAAGCAGCGGACUUCACUGCAGCUAAAAAUGAUAGAAAAUCAAGAUGGCUGGUUUGUUGAGCAGACUAUCAGUCCUGCUGAGGAUAUCGAUAAAAGUUUAAACUGUGCACCCAUGACUGAGGGCACAGUAUUUAAACAAUAUAACAUGAAUGGCUGGGACAGCGUACCAGAUGAGGCAUACCAUCUAUUAGACCGAUUGCUGGAUAUGAAUCCAGCUACGCGGAUCACAGCCGAGGAAGCAUUGUUACAUCCACUCUUUAGCGAUCUCAUAUGA
This is a messenger RNA of Nanorana parkeri, 1632 nucleotides long. RefSeq names its product cell division cycle 7 (gene CDC7). Gene Ontology annotation, biological process: mitotic DNA damage checkpoint signaling; protein phosphorylation. The transcript is spliced from 11 exons. Lineage: Eukaryota; Metazoa; Chordata; Amphibia; Anura; Dicroglossidae. Gene Ontology annotation, molecular function: protein serine/threonine kinase activity; ATP binding. Gene Ontology annotation, cellular component: nucleus. The record is from RefSeq and is a predicted model, not a curated record. The coding region runs from base 43 to 1632 and encodes 529 amino acids.